AUGGCCGCCGCGUGCAGCUGCAGAGUGGCGGUGCUGGUCCUCCUCUUCUCGCUCGCCGUGAUGCUCGUGGCGACGCCUCCUCCGUGCGCAGCCGCGGCAAGGGUGCUGCUUGUUGCCGACGUAAGACCACGCGCAGGCGCCGGCGGUGGCAAGGGAGAUGGUGGACCGUCGCCGACGGCGGUGGCGACAGCAGCGCCCGAGAGCGGGCUCCGAGGAUCGACGCCGGCGUCGUUGGGCGGCAGGAGGACGACAGCCACUGGCAAUGCCGCCGCGCGGGUGCUGGGGUCCGUCCCGAGCCCCGGCGUCGGGCAUCACUAG
This is a messenger RNA of Miscanthus lutarioriparius, 318 nucleotides long. Lineage: Eukaryota; Viridiplantae; Streptophyta; Magnoliopsida; Poales; Poaceae. The record is from the annotation of a GenBank genome assembly.